Messenger RNA from Phlebotomus papatasi, 2950 nucleotides. It is a transcript of the gene pan, whose product is annotated as protein pangolin, isoforms A/H/I/S. The coding region runs from base 1395 to 2573 and encodes 392 amino acids. NCBI's taxonomy places the organism in Eukaryota, Metazoa, Arthropoda, Insecta, Diptera, Psychodidae. Gene Ontology annotation, molecular function: DNA-binding transcription factor activity, RNA polymerase II-specific; RNA polymerase II cis-regulatory region sequence-specific DNA binding. Gene Ontology annotation, biological process: regulation of transcription by RNA polymerase II; canonical Wnt signaling pathway. The record is from RefSeq and is a predicted model, not a curated record. The transcript is spliced from 10 exons. Gene Ontology annotation, cellular component: beta-catenin-TCF complex.
UGUUGCCAGCACUGGCUGGACGACAAGUCGAUGUCAGUGCAAUCUCUACAGCUGCGCCGUCAAUAUCGUGACGCUGUGCGUGUCCCAAAUGUACGAUCAUCAUUUCAAAAUCGCCGCGUGAGGUUAUACAUUUGAAGAAGAAGAAAUUAUGUUACGGAACGUGUAAUACAGAAAUUUUUUGUGUUUUUGUGUGACAAUAAAAAAAAUUCUCUCUCACGUGGUGCAAAAGGAAUUAGAAAUAUUCUUCUUUUUAGCUUUUUUUCUGUUGUUUCUUUUGGGCGAAUACGGGCGUGGUGUGUUUUUUUGUUUCGACAAUUUUUUUUUUUUAAAUUUCAUUUUGACAUUUUUUUUGUGUGUGUAUUGCGGGGGAUUUUUUUUUUGACAGAAUAAGAAACAUUUUAAAUGUGUGUUUUUGUGGUGGAAUUAUUGCCCCCACUGAAAGUGUUCCCGGCCAUUUAGACGGGAGAUAGAUAGAGUGAGUGAGAAAGAGAGAUUCCGGAGAGUCAGAAAAUAGGAAGGAUCUGUGGUUGGUGUCUUGGCUACGGAUCUUCGUCAAGUUUUUUUUUCUCGAUUUUCUUUUACCUUUUUUUUUUGUUCAUUGUGCUAAGUGUUUGGGAUUUUUCCCAUGAGAGGCACUGAGUGUCCAUGGGGUCCCUGUCCGUGAAGGUGCUAGGCCGAUGCACAGAGAACGGCUGACUCGAGUGUAAAAAGAGAGAGAGAGAGAGAGAGGGAUAAAAGUGUCAAAAGUGAAGUGAGGUUAGGCACAUUUCGUUUAGUGUGGGAGCCAAGCCAAGCCAAAAAGAAAAGGAAAAUAAGGAAGAAAAAAAAAGAGAGUAAAAAUCGGUUUGUAAAAGAGAGUCAUGUGGAUGCCCUGCCACCAGCACCGUUGGCAUCCACGGACAUUGUGUGUUGUUUGCGGCAGAUGUCGCACCCUGUGUGACUGUGGUGCUCGCCGCCGGCACCAGUGGCGCUCGCGGCGGCCCCAAGUGUUUGGUGAGUGGACGACAGCUGGACGUCAACCAACGACAAAUAAACUACAAGUGCUUUCGUUAAGUUUGAUCGAAACAUUUGACAGGUGAACUUGGUGCUUUCUGUGAUUAACCCAAAAAAAAAAAAAAUUAAUAAAAAAAAUUUAAAGAAGUAAAAUAGGAAAGUGUGAAGAAGAAAAAAAUCUGUGUGGUUCAGUUUUUUUUUUAAAUAGCAAAAGAAAAAAUAAAAAAAAUAAGAAUAAGAAAAAGAAACAAAAAGUGAAGUCAGUGUUUAGACAAAAGAAGAAAAAGUGAAAAAUUUUAAAAAAGUGUAACAGAAAAAACGACUUGAAAAAAGAAUAAAAAAAAAACACAAAGUAAAGAAAGAAAGAAAGAUUGUGUGGAAAGUAUUGUGGAACAACGAUUAUGCCACACACCAGCCAUACGGCACAUGCCGGACAUCCUGGUGCGUCCUCUGGUGACGACUUGGGCAGCACGGACGAAGUGAAAGUGUUCAAGGACGAAGGUGACAGGGAGGAUGAGAAGAUAUCUUCGGAGAAUCUACUUGAGGAAAAGUCAAGUCUCAUUGAUUUGACGGAGAGUGAGGAGAAAAGUGCCAAAAAUUCCAUUAGGCCAGACCAUAGUCCUGUUUUUGGAAAAGUCGAGCCUCAUGCUUCAACAUUCAACAUGGGAUACCUUGUAUCACCGUAUUCUUAUACAAAUGGAGCCGCUGGUGGCCUUCCUGUCUCAAUGGCCAACAAAAUGGGGCUACCGCCGUUUUUCUGUCACAACGGCGAUCACCUGACAACACCUCCGCCGGCUCAUUGCGGCAUCCCACCGUACCAGCUCGAUCCCAAGGCAAUAGGAUUGACCCGGCCGGCUAUUUACUCAUUUCCGACUAGUCAGUAUGCAUACCCAAUGCUGAGUCCCGAUAUGUCCCAAGUGGCAUCGUGGUGGCGCUCUUUCAGGCACACACCAUCCGUCUAUUCGGCCACAUCGGGCUUCAGGAGUCCCUAUCCAUCGUCCCUUCCCAUCAAUACCACUCUCUCAAGUGAUUUCUCCUUUCGCUUCUCACCGACCAGCCUCCUGCCGGCCGUUCAUACACCACCCCACCAUGUUCUCAAUUCCCAUCCUGCCAUUGUGACACCAGGACCCAAACAGGAGGUCUCCCAGGACACCAACCACCGAUAUAGGUCAGUUGAUCAGAAAAGUAUAGGUGGUGGUGGUUCAGUUAGUGGCGCCACCGGUGGUGGCGCCACUGUGACGUCGGACGGAAAGGAUUCCAACGAGAAGAAGAAGCCCCACAUCAAAAAGCCCCUCAAUGCCUUUAUGUUGUACAUGAAGGAAAUGCGUGCCAAAGUGGUUGCCGAGUGCACCCUCAAAGAAUCAGCGGCCAUUAAUCAAAUUCUCGGACGACGGUGGCACUCACUGAGCCGAGAUGAACAGAGCAAAUACUAUGAAAAAGCCAGACAAGAGCGACAGUUGCACAUGGAAUUAUAUCCGGGUUGGAGUGCACGCGACAACUAUGGUUACGGUUCGAAAAAGAAAAAGCGCAAAAAAGAUCGAUCACCCGCGGAUUCGGGAGAAUAUAAAAUGAACAACUAGCAAAUAGCCAACUUUUACAGCCUCGACAGACCUGAUGAUUAGCCGAGGGACGACUUAUACAGGCCUUCAGACUUUAACAAAAUCAGUUGCUGUUGAAGUAUAAUAGCAAUAGCAAUUACCUUAGCGUAAUUAUAUUAGAAAUAAUAAUUAAAUUUCCAUCAUUCACCACUAAGCAGUCUUUCGGAUUAAGUAGUAAGUGUCUCUAGAACAUUACAGAAGAUUUAUAUUUGCCAGUAAAUCAAUUUAACUUCACUUUCAUCCUAUUGUACCUCAAAUGAAUGGAUUCGAAAAUUGAAAUUCACAAAGAAUACUUGAAAUGGUCCUACUAAUUGAUUUCCAUUGCGGAAUUUGCAAAAUCUCGACAAAAAAAUUUUUGA